AUGUUACAAGGCAUUACAAGAUCCGAACAAGCGGGCUUACUGCCUCAUCAUCACCACCAUCACCACCAUCACCAUCACCAAUCGUUGACCUCCCACCAUGGGAUCGGCACGGGAUCAGCGUGGCCGCCUAACCAUCACGACGAUCUCGCACACAAAGUUGGUAACACUGCUGAUUACGAUGGUAGGAUUAUUGCAACGCGUGAAUUAGACUUGGGACACAGUGGUGUUAAUCAGCUUGGCGGAGUGUUCGUUGGUGGCAGACCGUUACCAGACUCGACAAGACAGAAGAUCGUCGAACUAGCCCAUUCCGGAGCCAGACCCUGUGACAUAUCGAGAAUCCUACAGGUAUCCAAUGGAUGUGUGUCAAAAUCUAGGAAGGCAAGUAUUUUAAAAUUGGAUCCAUAUUGUCUAUACUAUAUUGGAAAAAAACAUAGACCAUAG
This is a messenger RNA of Macrosiphum euphorbiae (potato aphid), 441 nucleotides long. NCBI's taxonomy places the organism in Eukaryota, Metazoa, Arthropoda, Insecta, Hemiptera, Aphididae. The record is from the annotation of a GenBank genome assembly.